Onychostoma macrolepis is the source of this 4063-nucleotide messenger RNA. RefSeq names its product NBR1 autophagy cargo receptor a (gene nbr1a). The record is from RefSeq and is a predicted model, not a curated record. NCBI's taxonomy places the organism in Eukaryota, Metazoa, Chordata, Actinopteri, Cypriniformes, Cyprinidae. Gene Ontology annotation, cellular component: phagophore assembly site. Gene Ontology annotation, biological process: macroautophagy. Gene Ontology annotation, molecular function: ubiquitin binding. The transcript has 21 exons. The coding region runs from base 135 to 3113 and encodes 992 amino acids.
UGUUGGGGGCGUGUACGAAUCUAGCGAUGUAAACAAGAACGCAAAAGACAAGUCUGACAGUGUUGCCACCACCACGGGCAUUUACAGCUUCACAUCCCCGCAUCAAACGCAGUAGUCGACUCUGGCUAACAGCCAUGAACCUCCCCGUCACUGUCAAAGUGAACUUUAGGGGCAACGUGAAGAAAUUUCCAGUCUUGGACACGAACAAAGCACAGUGGGAGACUGUGGAGGCCUGGAUUAAAACUACAUUCGGCUUGAGCCAUUUUCAAGUGAAAUAUUUUGACGAGGACAACGAGGAGGUGUGCAUAAACAGUCAAGAUGAAUAUACAGAAGCUCUAAAGAGUUCAUUUAAACAGGCCAACCAGCUACACAUGAAUGUUUAUAAGAUGAAGGGUCAGGCAGAGGGUGGUGCAGUGAAGGCAGAGCUGAAAGAACUAAAGAUAGAUCCUAGACCAGCUCCGCCGUAUCGAGCAAGGGUCAAGAUGGCAGACAAGGAGACCCAGGUGACCCCCGAGCGGGACUCGGCUGUGGCCAAAGAAAACAAAGUGAUGAAAACCGAGGAGGAAGCAGUACCAACGUGGUUCAAAUCCUACAUGGACAGGUUCAAAGAUCAAGUGGUAAGGGAGGUGGUGGACAGGAUGUGUAGUGAGUUUUCUGGUCAGUGUUGCACACACAGAGCCUUGGAUCCACCUGCAGAGGAGCCAAGCACCUCUGGCACUCAGAAAGCUACGAGCUCCACCACGCUAAGGGCCUCUAGCUCAACUCCAAAUUGCAGUAGUUGCAAAGGACCAGCCACUGGAGGAGGAUAUCAGUGCAGUGUUUGUCCAUCUUGCAUCUUAUGUGAGCCAUGUAGUCAUAAACACGAUCCCAGCCACAACCUAAAGAGAACAAGGACUCCUCUGUCUGUCCCUGAACGUGGAGUUACUCCGGAACCCAGGUUUCUGAGGCGGGGUGACAGGACGGUGCGAAAGGCGGAGAGACAGCGGCUGAAAGCUGAGCGGAGGCAGCUGAAGGCCGAGGUGAAGGAGAUCAAGAAGAAGCUGCGGCUGGAGAAGAGAGGUCUGCUGUGGAGUGGAGCCUCCAAUGGGACCAGCAGCUCGGGCCUUGCCCCCGCUCCCGGCACAUCUCUAGGCCCAGGACCAGCCCCAGUUCCGGCCCUGUGCCCAGACCCUCAAACAUCCAGUCCAGAGGGUCCCAAGGUCUCCUGCUCCACCUUGGUGCCCACAAUGACUGCCUUGUUUCUGGAUGAGAAUCUACCAGAUGGCACUUGUCUGGAGCCAGGCACCAAGUUCAUCAAGUACUGGAAGAUGAGGAACACUGGCAACAUCAGCUGGACUUCGGAUACCAAGUUGAAAUUUAUGUGGGGCAACCUGACCCUGGGUUCACGGGAGCAAAAAGAAGUCGCAGUGCCCUUUCUGCAGCCGGGUCAGGUCGGUGUGGUGAGCGUGGCGUUUGUGGCGCCCCUGCUGGAGGGCACCUACACGUCUCACUGGCGCCUGGCACACUGCGGGGUGCAGUUUGGGCCUAGAGUGUGGUGUAGCAUUGUGGUGGUGCCAAGUGCUGAACAGAAACCCACCCAUUUCAGCAAAUCACUGAGAACCGAUAUUUGUCUAAUGAGGAAAGAUGGCAUGUUCUGGUCAGGCACCAGAGAUUGUGAAGCCUCCACCAGCUCCCGGAGAGAAUACUACAUCCCCUCAGUGGACUUAUUGACGGCACAGGAUCUGUUGUCCUUUGAGUUGCUGGAUAUAAACAUUGUGCAAGAAUUAGAGAAAGUCCCAGCCAACACUCCAGCUGAUAUGACCCCCUGUGUAUCUCCACUUCCUCAUCAUGGACCCUUGUUUGGAAAGCAUGGAACGGGGUUAAGCAAAGUCGAGGCUGGACAUUCAGGCAGGAAAAAAAGUCAAGCGUUGCAGCCUCAGAGACAGAAUGAACUUCUGGAUGUUCCCGGCAAUGAGGAAGGAGAUGAAGACAUUAGUGGGACCCAGUUUGUGUGCGAGACUGUGAUUCGCUCUCUCACUCUUGAGGAGGAACCAGAGCGCAAGCCUCAACGCAGGACUCGGCCCAACAUGAGGAGGCAUGACGUUCAUGAUGCUGCUCGCUUUCAAGAGAGAUCAUUACUGGUGAAGAACGACAAACCUUUGGCAAUCAUAAACAGGCCCGAGGCUCCAGUCCCUGGGCCCAAGCCAUUUAUAACAGAGGAACCUGCCAUGCCAGUCUUUUCAGAAGCAUUGAUUGGCUCAAAUGAAAACCUCUAUACCGACCCAGCUGCACAGGACGAGAAUGAAGAGGAAGUGGAACAAAAGGGACAUGAAAAUGAUCAAGAAAAAGAGGAAGAAGCAGGAGAGUGGGAUGAGGUGAGCAGCCAGGUGUCCUCUGCCUCAUCAGAGGACUACAUUGUCAUCCUGCCUGACUGCUUCGAUACUUCCAGGCCCCUGGGAGAAUCGAUGUAUAGCUCAGCAAUGUCCCAGCCUGCAGUCCCUCUUGCCAACGAGCCAGAGGUACAGCAAAUCCAGAGUAUGGUCAAAGGAGAAAACGAGGAGCCCAUCCCUGUUCCAGCUCUUCAAAACAGCCUGAACCGGAUGCUCUGCACCUCUCAGAUACUGGACACUCCUCCUCUAAUUCCAGAGAUGGUACUUCCAGCCAUAGCUCUUUUGCCACCCCCAUCUCUUCGAACCCACAGAUCAGUGAGAUCUCAUGAUCUUGAGUCAGGACCAGGGGCCUCUGAAGGCAACACCUCAUGUCAACCUGACGAUGACUCAAGUGGUUGCAGAUCAAUUCAUUUAGAGGCCCCUGUUAGUGCCUUUGAGGCCUGCGGCUCCCAGGAUCUCAGGGCACGUCACGGUGGUCUGACAGAGGGGCUGGUGAAGGGAGCUCUCUCUGUGGCUGCCUCUGCUUAUAAAGCACUCUUUACAGGCCAGAGCACACCUGCACAGCGGCCUGCUGUUGACCCAGCCUGCGAGGAUGCCUCCAUGAUGGCUGUGCUGCAGGAGAUGGGUUUCAGUAACCAGCCGCUCAAUCAAAGGUUGCUGAGGAAGCAUCACUACAAUUUGCUUGAUGUGGUCAACGAGCUGGUGCAGUUGACCGACAGCGAAUGGCACAUCUCAAGACAUUAGGAAAGCACCGAGCAACCUCAAUAAAGUGUAAGAAUUGUAAAUGAUUUCAUCGUGUUGCAGCAUUCUGUCAGAACAGGAGUGUGGUGAUGAUGAAAUGAUCUCUGAUGUUGUUUAGUUAGACGCAGUGCUUCCUAAACCUGUCCUGGAGGACCCCCUGCCCUGCGCAUUUUGUAUGUCUCCCUAAUCUAACACACCUGAUUCCACUCAUCAGCUCGUUAGUAGAGACUGCAAGCACUAAAUUGGGGGUGUCUGAUUAAUGAGACAUACAAAAUGUGCAGGGCGGGGGGUCCUCCAGGACAGGUUUGGGAAGCACUGUGUUAGAGAAAUAGUUUGGACUCUCGAAAAAGAGAAAUAUAUCGCUAUAACUGACCAUGGCUGCAAUGAUGCAAUUACUUGAUUGUAAAAUUUUAGUUUCAAGUUUAUAUAGGACAUUAUGAAUGGGGAAACAACAUAAGGUUUAUUAGGCAGUCUUAAUGCUUUCUUUAUUCAGUGUGUGUGCCCUACUAACACGUGUAGACUGUUGUUAGCUAGGCUUCAGGUAUCUUUUGUACUGCUUGAUUAGAUAAGUGGAUAAAUUUGAGAUAAUGCCCAGAGGGUUUUGGUUUGUUUGAGCACUUUUGCCUCUCAGAGGAAAGAUCUAAAUAGAAAAGCCUGUACUGAUUUUGUUAUUUGUCACAGUGACCUCUAUAUUUAUAUAUCUUAUUUUAAAUGACACUAAUUCAUAUGUCACACUAAGGUGUUGGGCUGCCAAACCUAUAGGAAUGUGCAAUUUGUGUUUUAGUCAUGCUUAACACAACCAGUGAUUGAGUGGUCAAGAGUUUUUGCUAGGCACCAAUUUUGGACAUCUUUGUCAUCUUCAUGUGCAAUGUAUUACUAUGAACCGAAGGCUUAUCAACAUGGCUUUUUGUGUCCAACACAGUGAAUAAAAAAAACAAAACAUUCCACUGUCA